Platichthys flesus (European flounder) is the source of this 1598-nucleotide messenger RNA. Its product is annotated as ADP-ribosyl cyclase/cyclic ADP-ribose hydrolase 1-like. Gene Ontology annotation, biological process: positive regulation of B cell proliferation. The coding region runs from base 53 to 889 and encodes 278 amino acids. Gene Ontology annotation, cellular component: plasma membrane. The transcript has 8 exons. The record is from RefSeq and is a predicted model, not a curated record. Gene Ontology annotation, molecular function: NAD+ nucleosidase activity; phosphorus-oxygen lyase activity. Lineage: Eukaryota; Metazoa; Chordata; Actinopteri; Pleuronectiformes; Pleuronectidae.
GUUCACUUGUCAACAAACCUGCAGUGGAUCUGCGGAGCUUCUGGAACCCACGAUGGAUUCUCUGGAGUCACUGGAUGCCGGAGGCGGGAAGAGACGCAGCCGGAGAACAUGGGUGAUUCUCGGCGUCGUCGCCGGCGUCCUGCUGCUGUGCGUCACCGUGGCUGUGGUGAUGGUGACAGUCCCUCACAAACCAGAGCGAUUCAAAGGAACUUUCAUCAGCAGGUGUGAGCUGUUCCAGGGGUACGACUGUGAAAAGUUAUGGUCUGCGUUCCAACAAGCCUACGUAGGCAAGGACCCGUGUAACGUUCCCUGGGAAGCCUACGACCCUCUCAUCACCGAAGCCCCCUUCAGACCAGCAUGCAACAGAAUGAUGUUCUGGAGCAAAACAAAAGACUUGGUCCAGGAUUUCACUGAGAAGCGUGACUGUUUCCUCACCCUGGAGGAGACGGUGCUAGGAUUUGUCCUGGACGGUCUGACAUGGUGCGGGGAGGAGGGCAGCAGCGAAACGUUCACGAGCGGCUGCCCCGGUUGGGGGGACUGCGAGAACAACCCCGUCGGCUCGUUCUGGAGAAGAGCCUCGGCUGCUUUCGCAGAUGUUGCCUGUGGUGACGUCAGCGCGGUGCUAAACGGAUCCAUCGAGACGCCAUUCAGCACCACGAGUAUCUUUGGCAGCAUCGAACUCAAGAUGUUCAAGUCCCCUAGAGUGAGAAGCCUGAAGAUCGUUCUGGUCUCACAGGAGAACGCUGUGUCAAACUGUACGAAUGCUUCUUUUAAGGAUUUACAGAAAGAGCUGGGUGCGGGAAUUAAAUACAACUGUACAGACAUGACUGAAUCUAAGUUCAACGAGUGCAGCUCUGAUCCAGAGAAACCUUGCGGCCCCUGCUGGUGAAAAUGUCCAAUGACAAGAGAAAACUUAAACCUGCUGUAAAUCUAGUUUGUUUUUCAUGAAUCAAAAUGUGCCUUAAAAAUGUAUUUUGUAGAUUUUAGGCCAGUUUGACAUAAUGUGAAAUUAUGUGUUAAAACUUUUUGUAUUUUGAAAUGGAAAGAUUCAGGGUGUGAUGAGGAGUUUUGUAACAAGUUUAAACGCCUUGUCAUCGAGGGGAAAGUACCACUGCUUAAUGGUAAAUUAAUGUUUUUAUAUUUAGCGCUUUGCUUGUGAUUGAUAACCACAAGCUACUCCGUCCUCAUUAUCUUUGACUGACAACCUCAGGUGCUUUCGUCAUUUCCUGUAACUGUUUUAUAGUAGAACCCAUCCGAGGGAUGAUGCACAGCCUGCACUCGCACUGUAUUUACCCCGCUUAACGUUUUCAUUAUUGUAAUGAUGCUAUUUCACAAUAAUGUCAUCAUGGCGAUACGAUGAAGAACGAUUGGUUAAUGUAAAUAAAAGUAUAGAUUGUAUCUCUAAUCUUAUUGGUUGCAAAAUGUAACCAGUAAUAAACUAUAUGAUGUCAUUGCAGACGUUAUAGAAACCAAGUGCCAGUAAAACAUUUUUUUUAUCUGAAUGCUUUUUUUAACUAUACAUGAUAUUUUCUGACGUGACUGAUCACAUGAUACGGAAUCAUUCUCUCAUCAAUAAAAAUCAUAUUGUUCUUCAUGAA